Messenger RNA from Aegilops tauschii subsp. strangulata, 1578 nucleotides. RefSeq lists its product as uncharacterized. Gene Ontology annotation, molecular function: nucleic acid binding; 3'-5' exonuclease activity. Gene Ontology annotation, cellular component: nucleus. The record is from RefSeq and is a predicted model, not a curated record. Gene Ontology annotation, biological process: rRNA processing. NCBI's taxonomy places the organism in Eukaryota, Viridiplantae, Streptophyta, Magnoliopsida, Poales, Poaceae.
CCUACCUGCCGGGCGUGUGCACGUCGGUUGAUCUCCGGCCGGAAUCCCAAUCCAAUCUUUCUAUCCAUCGGGUUGUUCUUGCCUUCUCAAACCGGAUAUUUUGACCAGGGCAUCUCCGUUUCUUUUUCUUGAGGGCAGUCUGGUGUCUAUGCUCUGAACAACAUGCAAUCGAGCUCGAUCACUGACGAAGUACACUGGCGGCCGGUUUGCAUCGCAUCUCCGGAACCUUGCAUGAAUAUGCUACUGCCAACUUUACAUCAUCAUAAUAUGGUUGAUGCUGCAAAGAAGAAGCUCUCCGUUGGCGGCGCUGGCAGGAAUCGAAUGCCAUCCGUUUUGCAGUUACAUAAAUAGCCGUCCGUUCCCCAACCAACCAUCCAAGCAGCGCACAACGACUACGGUUUGCUGCGUCUCUGCACUUGCUUAGGUGACUCACUAACUGCCGACCAUGGACAACUCUUCAGAUGCUCACAGCCGUCACAGGUGCGCCGCGUGCUACCGGCAGUUCAACCGGAUGGAGCACCUGGUGGAGCACAUGCGGUCGUCGCACCACUCCUACCACGAGCCCCGCUGCGGCGUCUGCGGCAAGCACUGCCGCUCCCUCGAUGCGCUCCGCGACCACCUCGGCUUCGGCGCCUCCCUGCCCUCCAAGCCCGCCUGCGCCGCCGCCUUCCAAGCCCACGGCUGCCCGCUUUGCCUCGUCGUCUUCCCCACCGCCAGCGCCCUCCGCGCCCACUGCGCCGCAUGCAAGCUCUCCCGCGCUUCGAUUCCCUCUUCCAUGCAGAGCCUCACUACGACUAUGUCGAGGAUGGGCGUUCGAGGCGGCGGGCGCGCGGUGGCGUUGGGGUGCAAGAUGGUGGGCGGCGGCAGCGACGGCACGCUCGACGUAUGCGCCCGCGUCUGCGUCGUCGACGAGCACGAGGCCAUCCUCUACGAGAGCUUCGUGAAGCCCAUCAUCCCGGUCACGCACUACCGGUACGAGACCACCGGGAUCCGCCCCGAGCACCUCCGCGGCGCGCCCACGGUGAAGCAGGCGAUGAGGCGGGUGCAGGACAUCCUCCUCAACGGCGAGCAAUCUUAUUACUCCUCCCGUGGCGCCGCCCGGCUCCUCGUCGGCCAUGGGCUGGAGCACGACCUCGACGCGCUGGGCAUGGACUACCCGGCGCACCUGAAGCGGGACACGGCGACGUACCCGCCGCUGAUGAAGACCAGCGCCAGGCUCAUGAGCAACUCGCUCCGGUAUCUCACGCGGAGCUGCCUGGGGUAUGACAUACAGACCGGCGGACACCAUCACCCCUACGACGACUGCGUGGCCGCCAUGCGCCUGUACAAGAGGAUGCGCGCCAUGAGCCACCUGCACCUGAACGGCCGGCGUAAGGACGACGACGAUGAGUCCACGGCCAAGGCCUUCCCGGCGUGGAGGCAGCGAGAGCUGGAGCGCAUGUCGCCGGAGGAGCUCCUCGCGAUGUCCAAACCCGACUACCAAUGUUGGUGCCUCGACGACGACCGGCGAUGCUGACGGCAGCCUGCUCCCAACGGAAUUCGAAUCGUGGCGCUUUUGCUUGGUGGUGAUGAUGAAAA